CAAGAGAGCAUUGAACAGUGAAAGUGAACAAAUAUGCAGCACUCGUAUACAAUUAUUUUCGGCCUAGUGCUGCUGGCUUUGUGCCUUUGCCAAGGAGCACCCGUGGAGCAGCGCAUCGUCAAGUCAGAUGUGGAUAUAAGCGGCGAGCCUGUGCGACCGAAGCGUGCCAGUGCGGAUAAGGAUAGUUACAUCUGCUAUCCCAGCAGCGUUGUCUAUAGCUAUCACAAGGCUGUCGGUAGUCGUCGCAACUUCGAUAUGAAGCCAUCAGUCUAUCCAACUCGUCGUCGUUAUAUUUAUCACGCUGAUGAUUAUUAGGCAGCCAGAGCAACUUUUUUUGUUGCCAA
This is a messenger RNA of Drosophila busckii, 344 nucleotides long. RefSeq names its product maker73. The transcript has a single exon. The record is from RefSeq and is a predicted model, not a curated record. Lineage: Eukaryota; Metazoa; Arthropoda; Insecta; Diptera; Drosophilidae. The coding region runs from base 34 to 315 and encodes 93 amino acids.